Pseudophryne corroboree (corroboree frog) is the source of this 1888-nucleotide messenger RNA. RefSeq names its product purine rich element binding protein A (gene PURA). Lineage: Eukaryota; Metazoa; Chordata; Amphibia; Anura; Myobatrachidae. Gene Ontology annotation, cellular component: nucleus. Bases 257 to 1111 code for a protein of 284 amino acids. Gene Ontology annotation, molecular function: DNA-binding transcription factor activity, RNA polymerase II-specific; purine-rich negative regulatory element binding; RNA polymerase II transcription regulatory region sequence-specific DNA binding. The record is from RefSeq and is a predicted model, not a curated record. Gene Ontology annotation, biological process: regulation of transcription by RNA polymerase II. The transcript has a single exon.
ACCCGGACCCCAAAUGAAACAUUUCGUAUAUAACUAAGGAGAGGGACACGGGGGUCUUCCAUUGCAAUGAGAACCCUCACUGCCAGCCGUAAACGGACCAUAACAAAGUUGCUCAGGGAAGUUCCAAGCCGGUCCCUGUGUACUCACUGUCCGCCGUCAACCUCUCAAGCUCCGGCCGACGCCGCCAGAUCUCGCGAGAUGAGAGCACGGUCUGUGGGAGUUGCAGCCGGGAGAGGGGAAGAAGGCAGGCGGCAUCAUGGCGGACAGAGACAGUGGGAGCGAGCAAGGAGGAGCGGCGAUGAGUUCCGGCGGCAGCUCGUUACACCCGGCCUCUGGCGUCGGGGGCUCGGCCCUGCAGCACGAAACCCAGGAACUGGCCUCCAAGCGGGUGGAUAUCCAGAACAAGCGCUUUUACUUGGACGUUAAACAGAACGCAAAGGGCCGCUUCUUAAAGAUAGCGGAGGUCGGGGCCGGUGGCAACAAGAGCCGGCUGACCCUCUCCAUGUCCGUGGCGGUGGAGUUCCGCGACUACCUGGGGGAUUUUAUUGAGCACUACGCCCAGCUAGGACCCAGUAACCCGGACAUGGCGCAGGACGAGCCCCGGCGGGCGCUGAAGAGCGAGUUCUUGGUGCGGGAGAAUCGGAAGUACUACAUGGACCUGAAGGAGAACCAACGGGGCCGCUUCUUGCGGAUCCGCCAGACCGUCAACCGCGGCCCGGGCCUGGGCUCCACGCAGGGUCAGACCAUCGCCCUCCCAGCGCAAGGACUGAUCGAGUUCCGCGAUGCUCUGGCGAAGCUGAUCGACGAUUACGGGGUGGAGGAGGAGCCCGCUGAGUUACCCGAGGGCACUUCCUUGACUGUGGACAACAAGCGCUUUUUCUUCGAUGUGGGCUCAAAUAAGUACGGGGUGUUCAUGCGGGUAAGCGAGGUGAAGCCCACGUACCGCAACUCCAUCACCGUCCCCUACAAAGUGUGGGCCAAAUUCGGGCACACGUUCUGCAAAUACGCCGAGGAAAUGAAGAAGAUCCAGGAGAAGCAGCGGGAGAAGCGGGCCUCCGAGCACCAGCAGCAGCAGGAGGAGGCCCCCGGGGAGGACGGAGAGGACGAUUGAUAACUGUAUAAAUGUUAUGUCUAAUAAACUGUAAAAGGAAUAAAAAAUUAAAUAAAGUAUAUAACUGUUAACUCCAAUGGGAGCACCGCCCACCAAACCUCCACAGACUGACAGAUUUUCAGACUUGUCACUCCCAUCGCUGGAUGUUGUCCACUUACCCACCAUAUAAACAGUAAGCAGCUGCUAAAACAAACAAAAAAGAAAAAGUAAUAACAUUAUAUAUUGAACUGUGUUUCCUACUUGAUUAAAAAUAUAAAGGAUUGAGUGUUUAUUUCCCUAAUUAACCAAGAACUUUUGUACACCUGCUAUUAUUAUUAUUAUUAUAAUUAUUAUUAUUAAAGUGUUUGCAAUGGUCAGAUUAUAAAUAAGAAGAUGCUGAAUUAUAUUAAAAAAAAUCCUUUUCAUGUGAGCUAACAUUUGACUUUAGCACAAAAGAGAUAUUUUAGAACACGUAAAUAUUUUUAGUUUUCUCAUUUUGUUACCGAAAUUCGAACCUUACAUGGAGGUGGUUAGAAUAUUUGACACCUUAUAUACCUGUGAUUAGAGACAUGUACAUAAUGAGGGCUAGGCAUGCUGUGUGUCUGAGCUUUGUCUAAAUGUUAUGCAGAGGUCUGUAGAGUUAAAGGUACAUAGGUUAAUUCAUGCAAGGUAAAUAAAAAGUGCUCUUUUUUUUACGAUAUGCAUUGCAUCUGGACCUAGAGCAUAAAUGGUCAGUAAAAACUUAUGUGAACAUGAAACAAAUUAUUAAAAAAAAAAACCAAAAACAUUUUAAAUGAA